GAAAACAUUAUCAGAGAUGGCUUCAAAAAGCUGUAUCGUGAUCACAAAGUACUUCUUGUUUAUCUUCAACCUCUUUUUCUUUUUCCUGGGCGGAGUGAUGCUGGGAUUUGGCCUUUGGAUUCUCAUUGACAAAAUGAGCUUCAUUGCCAUGCUGGACACCGCCUCAGUCCCUCUCCAGCUCUGGUCGUACUUGUUCUCUGGCCUCGGCAUCUUCACCAUGAUGAUGGGGUUCCUCGGGUGCAUCGGCGCGCUGAAGGAAAUCAAGUGCAUGCUGGGAAUCUACUUCACAUUACUUGUGUUCCUGAUGGCGUCCCAGAUCACUGUCGGAGUUCUGGUUUACACCCAGAGGAAGGUGAUCGAUAGGAAGCUGAGUUUCGCAGUGAAAGACAUGAUUAAGAAGUACGACCCGAAUGACAAGCAGUUACAGAACCUGGAGGACAGUUGGGAUUAUAUCCAGCUCAAGUUCGCUUGUUGUGGCUGGAACAACUCUCAGGAGUGGCUGAAGAACCCCAACUUUUCAAGUAAUUCUUCAGGAAGUUUGCUGAGCGAAAGCCAAAGAUACCCCUUCCCGUGUUCCUGCCAGAGCUCUUUCUUCAAAAAUUUCACCUACCUCAAUCACACAGAGGAAUUUGGGAUCUGCUGGGCUUCCAGCAACCCCCUGACAGUGAAGAUCCAGGGCUGCAGGAGGAGGGUGUUUGAGUGGGUGCAAGAAAAUGUCAUCAGCAUAACAAUCAUCUGCAUCGGUAUCACCGUGGUAGAGCUCCUUGGGAUGUCGCUAUCGAUGUUAUUGUGUAGAAACAUCGACCCCGACUACGACAAACUCAUUCGCUUUCAGUAAACUGGAGACAUUGCGGGCAAGUGUGGAAGGACUUGAAAGCCAGCGCAGUUUAUUUUUCUCUUUUAAAUCUUCCUGCCAUAAUUUUACUUCUAAUUCAGUGUUUAAUCCCUGGAAGGAUUUGACUGGGAUCUACAAUUCUGAUACUGAACCCUCUGGGAUCAAAUGGACUCCACAAGCCCACCCACUACUAACCUUAAUCUAAAAUCUAAAUGAAUUCAACGCAAUCCAGGAGAUCGUGGCACUUUAUCGGGGAGUAAAAUCGACCCGAUGGAGGUGAAUCGGGACCACGGUGAAACAUUCCAUGCCGGAAAAGAUUACAUAUUGUCCGAGCAACCCUUCCACCCGCGCCGGACUUCAGUUUGUUCCUGACUGGCCAACGGACUGAGGUUGGACAAUAUAGACAGCAACAUGAGUGCAUUUUGCUUUUUACUUGGGUCGUCAAAAAAUCAACUAUUUUUCCAGGUUGAAUGAGCAGAAGUCAAAAGGGAAUUGGUGUUUUAGGGGAAUAAUUGUUGAUUUGUCAGUUGGACUUAACAGUGGCAGCUGCUGCCCAUUUUGGUUCCCCAGAACCAUUUUCAGUACAGUUCGACAUCUUGCGGGUCCAGAACCAGCGUUGGUGCAGAACUGCUUAUCCAAGCGGGCAUGGUAGCAAUCUUCAUUACAGCGCCCUAAAGUUAGAGAGAAGAACAUACAAUUGGAAGCAAGCAUGUAAGCCUUAGAUUGUUAAUUCAAAGGGAGUUUUUUUUUAAAGUCCUCGUGAUUUUGUUGAAGUGAAUAGUUAACGAAUUAUUUCAAAAUGAUUCUUCUCCAUUUUGAUUACAAUGCCUAAGCCCGUUGUCUUUUCAAUCCUGACCCCACUGGUGAAAUAAUGUACCUUCGGGCGCAUUGCGCGGCAACUUUGCCAGGUUUUUUUAAGCGUUGGUCUGUUUCGCGAGGCCGAGUCGCCGGCUCGACUGUCAACGCAGCACGGAUAGAAAGCGAACAAGGAGCCGGCCGGUUUUGAGCCUGAGGCCUCUCGCUGCGAAGCCUGGGGGGUGGGGGGGGGCAGAUACCACUGGCCCAGAGAAACCCCACUGGAGGUCUUUCUGUAAGAUGCCUUGUGCGACGAUCAGCAGUGGGACAGGAAGGGGUCUUUCCGAUGAAAGUACAGAGAGUAGCUCCUGGCUUGUGUCACACUGAGCACAGGCUUUGUAGUAAGUUUCCAUGAUCACCCUCAACUCAAGGGAUUUUGGAGAUCCUUCCCUGGGUUUAGCCUUGUGCGCAGUGGCAUCUUUCAUCGUAGGGGGUUUGCGAAAUGAUGAAUCGGGCCUUCAGAAGGUCAUGAGUAAACCAUGUUGUCGCUCACAAUGGAAAACUCCGGCAGAAUCCUGUCCCGAUUUUACAUUUCAUAGACAUGCUCUUCAACAACUUUAUCACAGGCUGCAUGCUGUGGGUAUCAGGAUCUGGAUAUUCAUUCCCGCUCAUUGUACAAGUCAGGUCCUCCUCGCUCUAUCAGCCAGACUGUUGCAAUUUUGAUCUUCUCUCUGGGGGGAGCUGACAUCUUUUUAACGUGACCGAGCACUUCCAGCCUUGGCUUCAGAACCACUCCUUACGCGAGCCCAAAGUUCAGGAUGAGGCACCGGAGUUAUACUGAGGGAGUGCCGUACCAUCAGAGGGACAGUACUGAGGGAGUGCCGUACCAUCAGAGGGACAGUACUGAGGGAGUGCCUCACCGUCAGAGGGACGGUACUGAGGGAGUGCCUCACCGUCAGAGGGACGGUACUGAGGGAGUGCCGUACCAUCAGAGGGACGGUACUGAGGGAGUGCCGUACCAUCAGAGGGACGGUACUGAGGGAGUGCCUCACCGUCAGAGGGACGGUACUGAGGGAGUGCCUCACCGUCAGAGGGACGGUACUGAGGGAGUGCCUCACCGUCAGAGGGACAGUACUGAGAGAGUGUCACACUGUCAGAGGGACAGUACUGAGAGAGUGUCGCACUGUCAGAGGGACAGUACUGAGGGAGUGUCUCACCGUCAGAGGGACAGUACUGAGGGAGUGUCUCACCGUCAGAGGGACAGUACUGAGGGAGUGCCUCACCGUCAGAGGGACAGUACUGAGGGAGUGCCGUACCAUCAGAGGGACGGUACUGAGGGAGUGCCGUACCAUCAGAGGGACAGUACUGAGGGAGUGCCUCACCGUCAGAGGGACGGUACUGAGGGAGUGCCUCACCGUCAGAGGGACGGUACUGAGGGAGUGCCUCACCGUCAGAGGGACGGUACUGAGGGAGUGCCGUACCGUCAGAAGGACGGUACUGAGGGAGUGUCUCACUGUCAGAAGGACGGUACUGAGGGAGUGUCACACUGUCAGAGGGACAGUACUGAGGGAGUGUCGCACCGUCAGAGGGACAGUACUGAGGGAGUGUCUCACCGUCAGAGGGACAGUACUGAGGGAGUGCCUCACCGUCAGAGGGACAGUACUGAGGGAGUGCCUCACUGUCAGAGGGACGGUACUGAGUGAGUGUCUCACCAUCAGAGGGACAGUACUGAGGGAGUGUCUCACUGUCAGAGGGACAGUACUGAGGGAGUGUCUCACUGUCAGAGGGACAGUACUGAGGGAGUGUCACACUGUCAGAGGGACAGUACUGAGGGAGUGUCACACUGUCAGUGGGACAGUACUGAAGGACUGCCGUACUGUCAGAGGGACAGUACUGAGGGAGUGUCUCACUGUCAGAGGGACAGUACUGAGGGAGUGCCUCACUGUCAGAGGGACAGUACUGAGGGAGUGUCACACCGUCAGAGGGACAGUACUGAGGGAGUGUCAUACUGUCAGAGGGACAGUACUGAGGGAGUGUCUCAUCGUCAGAGGGACAGUACUGAGGGAGUGUCACACUGUCAAAGGGACAGUACUGAGGGAGUGUCUCACUCUCAGAGGGACAGUACUGAGGGAGUGUCUCACCGUCAGAGGGACAGUACUGAGGGAUUGUCUCACCAUCAGAGGGACAGUACUGAGGGAGUGUCACUCUGUCAGAGGGACAGUACCGAGGGAGUGUCACUCUGUCAGAGGGACAGUACUGAGGGAGUGUCACUCUGUCAGAGGGACAGUACUGAGGGAGUGUGACUAAUAACUGGCUAAACAAGUUAAUUAUGUACACAAAUAAUUCCUUCCUGUACAGUAAGUGUGAGAUCAGUGUCACUGAGGGAUGAGAGGGUUGUACCUGUGCUCAGUGUCUAUUUCCACUGGUAAAGGCUGCCACACACUCUCGUUGUAACACUUGGGCACACCUCUGAGUUGGAGUGACAGUGGCCCAAACAGUCAAUGCAGUGAAAACCUCACUCACCAAUCACAGUGUCUUCUAAUUCCGAGUUGUACUAAAUGCAAUCAGCAGUGCGGUCGCUACCGAUCACUUUACUAUAUCUAAGGGUACUUCAAAGUUGUAUCAGUAUUAAGGUAUAAAAGUUCCAGGACUCUGUUUGUAUCUGAGUUAUAUCUUUAAUAAAUGCUCAACUGUGGAA
Hypanus sabinus (Atlantic stingray) is the source of this 4328-nucleotide messenger RNA. RefSeq names its product leukocyte antigen CD37-like. Bases 17 to 838 code for a protein of 273 amino acids. Gene Ontology annotation, cellular component: membrane. Lineage: Eukaryota; Metazoa; Chordata; Chondrichthyes; Myliobatiformes; Dasyatidae. The record is from RefSeq and is a predicted model, not a curated record. The transcript has 8 exons.